CUUAACUCUUCUCCAUCCCGCCUCCCCUUUCCUCUGGGAAGACCAUACCCACCCCAAACUAGCUUUCCUUGACCUGGAAAGGGCGUUGCAAAGACACGUGCCGGUAGCUUGCCCGAUCCUCUUCCUAGUUACUCUCUGAAAGUCAGUCCCACUUUGUUCGAUGGGACUUACGUCCAAGGAAGCGUGCAUAAGAUUACAACCUGCUACGUUGGUGGUUGGUUGUGCGCAGCCGGGAGAAAUCAGGCAAGGCGCCCUGCUUCCUUCUUUCCCUCUUCCUGACGGAUGGAUGCAUCAUGGGCCGUUGUUGCAGUUUAAGCGCAGGCAGGGCGUCCACAUGGUUUUGGAAUAAGGAUCGGGGCGGGAAGGGUCGCCCGAAUCAUCCGUGUCCCGCAACAUGCCUUGCAAGCUGCUCGCCUGCAUUGCGUCGGUGUGAGAUCUAGCCGGUUUGCAAUGUUAAAUCCCCGGGAAGGUCGUGGGAGGCGGAGGGAUGGUGAUUGGUGGCGCGGGCGCGCCUUCCCAGCCCAGGCUGAGGGGCCUCGGCCUGCUUGGGGGCUGCUGCUGCUGCUGCUUGAAUGGCCCGGGAGGGGGACGGGGGGAACCACAGCGCGAUCCUACCCUCCCCCCGUCCCUCCCCCCGCCGCAAUGCCUUGGCUGCACCAAAGAGUUCUCAGGUUUCUGCUGAGACUGCAGCGCCGUCAAGAAAUGGUUCGCCUUGGCUGCCUGCGCUUCACGUCUUCAGCAGCCGCCUCCUGGCCUCCGUUCCGUGCGUCUUGCUGCUGCUGCUCCUCUAGCCAAGCACCUCCAGAGGGAUCCAGCUGCAGCAGCAGGAGGAGGACUGCGCCUUGGCCAGUUACUGCCUGAGCCGCCCUUAAGGAGGGCAGGCAGGCAGGCAAGGCAGAGGCGAGAUAACGAGAGGCAGCCCUCCAAGCCCCCGUCCCCCUUUCUGGUUCGGUUGCAUUCUCUUUCUGGUUCGGUUGCAUUUUGGACACCGGGAAGGGACCCCCUGCAUUUCCUCCUCCUCCGUUCCGCCGCCGCCUAAUUAACUUCCAGGCUUCACAGUGCACCCGAAAGCUGGUGGUGUAUGAAUAUUUCAGCAUCUCGCAGACAGCCCUGUAAAGCGAUCUGUAUAUUAUUAUUGAGAGGGGCGCAGGAGGAGGAGGAGGAGGAGGAGGUGGUGGCGGGUGAGUUUCUGCUGCUGCGCUUUGGAUGCUGCUACUGCUACUACUGCAAAGCGAAGCGCCUUGACGCAUUCCGGCCGGGGCUUGCUUGCGAUCGCUGCUGCAACAACCGGCCCACCGCAGCAGUAUCUACAGUUGCUCCUGAAGUGAACUUUCUCUUUUAAAAAUAAAAUAAAGAGAAAGGGGCUAGUCCAGAGCAAGUGGGAAGUCGGUGGAUGUUGCUGACUCGGCAUUUCAAGCAAUCACAUCCCAGCCAUAUUUGUUUGUUUAUUUUAUUGGGAGAAAGUGUGUGACAGUAGCCGCAACAUCAGCAUGGUCACCUCCUGGAGAAAAGCAGAGGGACUGCAUUAAAAAGCAGCAGGAAACCACUAAGAAGGGGAUCCCAGUCUCACUGUGAUGCAUGUGUGUUAAGAAACCCCAGCUGCCCUUUUGUGUCCUGGUACAACGGCAGACGCCUUGCCCUCCCCUCCCCCCUCCCCUCCCCCCAAUGACUUCCACCCUAUAUCCCUUCCUUCAGCCUGGGCACCCUUCAACCCACCCCUCUUCCUUUAUCCUUCAGUUUUUCCUCCUUGAAACCCGUUCUCCAUCCUUUGACUUCCUGAUCUUGGAGCUGUCCAUACCAAGACCCCAGUUCUCCUCUACACACCCUCUAUAAUUAUUUCUGCAUCCAGAUCCAGGAUCCCUCUUCUCUGGAGUUCUCCAUUCUCUACUCUCCUUCUACUGGGAACGUCUUGCCUUGGAUUUCUUCUCCUUCAUCACAUAUUCUAGCAUUACUGUCCCUCCCAUCCCUUUGCCACCAUGACUGUGAUGGCGGGGGAGAACAUGGAUGAAACUUCUGCUUUGCCAGGCCAUCCACAGGACAGCUACCGGCCUGGUGCCCAUGAUGACCAUGAAUGCUGUGAGAGAGUUGUGAUCAACAUUGCUGGUCUGAGAUUUGAGACCCAGCUGAAAACUCUUGCCCAGUUCCCCAACACAUUGCUGGGUAACCCCAAGAAACGCAUGCGGUACUUUGAUCCGCUGAGGAAUGAAUACUUUUUUGACCGAAACCGGCCCAGCUUUGAUGCCAUCCUCUAUUACUAUCAGUCUGGAGGGCGGCUUCGUAGGCCAGUUAAUGUGCCCUUAGACAUGUUCUCUGAGGAAAUCAAGUUCUAUGAACUGGGAGAGGAGGCCAUGGAGAAGUUCCGGGAAGAUGAAGGGUUCAUCAAAGAGGAAGAGAGGCCUCUACCUGAGAGGGAAUAUCAGCGCCAAGUAUGGCUCCUCUUUGAGUAUCCAGAGAGCUCUGGACCAGCCCGGGUCAUUGCAAUAAUCUCUGUCAUGGUGAUCUUAAUUUCCAUAGUAAUAUUUUGCCUUGAAACUUUGCCAGCGUUGAAAGAACAGGAAAGGGAGUAUACAGGACCCCUAAACCACAGCGACAACUCCACUAUGUAUCACAAGUCCAAUAUCUUCACCGAUCCUUUCUUCAUCGUGGAGACCCUGUGCAUCAUUUGGUUUUCCUUUGAAUUGGUGGUGCGCUUUUUUGCCUGUCCCAGCAAGGCUGAGUUCUUCAAGAACAUCAUGAACUUCAUUGACAUAGUGGCCAUCAUCCCUUACUUCAUCACUCUGGGCACAGAGAUGGCUGAGCAGGAGGGGCCUCAAAAGGGGGAGCAGGCCACCUCUCUGGCUAUCCUGAGAGUCAUCAGACUGGUAAGAGUCUUUAGAAUCUUCAAACUCUCCAGACAUUCUAAGGGCCUCCAGAUUCUGGGACAGACCCUCAAAGCAAGCAUGAGGGAGUUAGGUUUACUAAUCUUUUUCCUCUUCAUUGGGGUGAUUUUGUUCUCCAGCGCGGUGUAUUUUGCUGAAGCUGAAGAACCUGAUACUUAUUUCAGCAGCAUCCCCGAUGCUUUCUGGUGGGCAGUGGUAUCCAUGACCACUGUGGGAUAUGGUGACAUGUACCCUGUGACAAUUGGAGGCAAAAUCGUGGGCUCCUUGUGUGCCAUUGCUGGUGUGCUGACAAUUGCCCUGCCUGUACCUGUCAUUGUGUCCAACUUCAACUACUUCUACCACCGAGAAACAGAAGGGGAAGAACAGGCUCAGUUACUUAAAGUUAGCUCUCCUAAUUUAGCAUCUGACAGUGACCUGAGUCGCCGUACCUCGUCCACAACCAGCAAAUCUGAGUACAUGGAAAUUGAAGAUAUGAAUAAUAGCAUAGACAAUUUUAGAGAGGCUAACCUCAGAACUGGCAACUACACCAUAGCCAACCAAAACUGUGUUAAUAAAAGCAAGCUGCUGACUGAUGUUUAAAAAAAAAUGUAGAAAAGAAAAACACCGGCAGCUUGAAGACUUUAAGUGACCUGCAGUCACACUUUGUAGAUGCUUUACGAAUAGUAUUUGAAUGCUUUACCUCGUAAAUGCAUUGUUGCAUUGCGAAUUUUUGCUCAGCGAUUCAAGUAGCUUUCAGGAUCCAUGAAAGAUAUUCACAUUUUUGAGUUUUAUUUUAAAAGGGUAUUUUCCAAUUGGUUUAAUCAGUUACUUAUAAACCUUUGGAUUAGCCUAGUUAUAAAUAAGUAUCAUAUGCUUCUAGCCCUAGACACUUUUCCAUUAUUUUCAGUUGUUUAAACUAAUUUUUAAAAAAUCAACUUGAGAGGACUCUUCAAAAUAUUUAAAAUAUGCAUGGAUUCCGGGAAAAGUUUCUACAAAAAACUGCACAAUGCAUCCAAGAAAAUGCAUCCAAACAAUAUUCAACAGAAAUGUUCAGCAAGUAUUUGCCAUUCUUUAGACUGAACGAUAUGUAUAUUUCCUUCUUUUGUGAAAGGUUUUGUAGUUCUGAUCUACAGAUCCACAAACAGCACCUUAUGAAAAAUAUGCCAGGUCUUUUUUGUUUUCGCUCUAUACACUCUUAAAAUUGAAGAAUUAAUCUGUAUGGGGGGGGGAAGACAGAACAUCUGCAAUGCUGCUAAGGUUUCUUAAGUGCAGAUAGUUCCAGUGUACUUUUUUCCCUUCUCCAGAACUGGAUGCAAACCUUUUUAGCUCCUUCGUUGCAAGAUAGCACAAUAGAAUUUAAUAUAAGCAUGUUUGACUUUGAUACUAUCUAUUUUAUAACUGCAUGCCGGGAACAUUACCUCAGAUGAUAGGGGAUAAGCUUUCGUUUGAACUGAUCUUUCAAAUAGGCCCUUUUUUUGUUUCAAUUUGCAUUCACCAAAAGUGCACUCCUUUUUAUUUAUUAAGUAUCUGAUUAGUAACUUAAAGUACUGUAUUUAAGUGCGUAUGUUAGUCAAAUGGGAACAAUAACUUUUGGAGAUCAAAGCAUGUUCAAAUAUUCAGCAUUAUGGCCUAUUUGACUAAGGUGUAACUCAAAAUUAAUUAAUGCAUGAUUUCAGUAAUAAAUUUUUUGAAAAGUUUGUUGGGACUGAGGGACAGGAAGAGCUCACUAGAGAAACCUGAUGAUUUUCCUGCAUUCCUCAGGGAAAUGAGUUGACUUCUGUCCAGGCCUUGUUGGAAAGUAACACAUCCCAUCCCUUAAAGGGAAAGCUAUAUGGAAAAUUAAGAAGUCCAGUUUAUAUAUAGCAAUGCCUAAAUAUUCUGUAUCUCUUAGAGCAGAAAAAAAGGUGCAGAAGCAUGCCUUUUGGUGCAUUCUUAGAAUGUAAAAUGAAACUUAUCUAUAUGCAUCCAAAUUGCAGCCCAGUUCCUUUCGCAGUCAUCAUUUGAACCGUAUAGACUUUUGUACUCCCCUAGGACUCACUGAAGAGACUCAGCCAAUUGAUUUUAGAUAGUUGCUUAGUGCCUUUAUCCUUACAGCCACUGAACUGCGGAAAGUGCCUCUAUGAAAAGAACUGAUCCCGAGUAGGCAGGGAUGAGUCAAUUGGACAAUAUUAGGACUCUCCUGUGCCAAACACAGGCACAGCAGAGAGAAUGAGGGAGAGAGACAAUGUGUGAGGCAGAGAGAGGCAGAAGAAGAGGGCAAAGACCACCAGCGCUCAUGCACCCCUAAAUUUCCAGUGCUCUACUUCCCCUGCAUCCUGGCAGGGUGAUGUUGUCACUCUAGCAUUUUUGCCUUUGCCAAAAAAGUCACUAUUUAUCUGUUUAUGCAAGACUCAAAGUUGCCCAAGGUUGUUUAUAAAGACUUUGCUGCCCUUCAUAGAUUUUUUUUUUGGUCUGUCUUUCCUUUGGGAUGGAUCUUUAGCAGCCUGCCUCCAAACACAGCAAGGAAGGACCAACCUUUGCAAAAACCUUAGCUGUGCAGGCAUUCAAGUUGGGUGACUGUUCUCUGAAUUCCUUGGACUCUUUCCCAGUCAGGCACUCAGCCUAGCUGCUGUGUUCCAGUCUUCCCAAAUUCCCUCAGAUUUGAGAGACUGAUCUCCCUGAAACUUAUUUAUCUGCCAGAAUAAUUUUCCUACCUUUAUCAUUUAUUGGAGGUUGCAGCAAUCUUGUGAGAUAAAGUGUUUCCCGCAAAUAUGCAGGCCCUGAGCUGUUGGCCAUGAAAGUCAAUCAGCUUUCAAUGUAAACCAAUUUAGGUGAUAAUCUUUUUUACUUUUAUUUUUAAAGAUAAUUGUUGAGGAUCUACUUCCCAUAAUUUGUAUGUGGUUAUUUCCUCUCAAACCCUUUUUCUCUAUUACAUGAACUCCAGGUCCCCCAUCCCAUCCUCAAUAUCUAUUUUUCAAUAGCUGCAGAUAUAUGAGGCACUUAACACUGAAAAAGAACAUUAACUCUGAAGUUUUGUACGAGCCUGAUAAGCCAGGUGUACAGAAAGAUGCAACGUUGUGGCUCUUAACAAUAGAUAAUAUUGUCAAGGGCAGAAAGGCCUCUCAACUCCUUGAAGAAUCAACUGCAAAGAUCUAGAGAAAAGGCCAUUGUGCAUUUCUGACAGGAAACUACAUUGUUUCCCCCAGGUCCACAUUCCCCAUGCCAUAGAUUCCCUUUCCCGCAACAGAGUGCUGGAUUUGGUGGACCAACCCGGACUCCCCAAAGCUACAAAGCGUUGGAAAAGCAUGUCCGUGUUAAACUAACUUGAAAGUUGUGUUCAGUUACCUCAGCAAAAACCAACUCAUUCCUGUGUGGGGUCAUUGAUUAGGAGGUAACACUAAUAUAGUGAGGAUGAGGAUGAGGCCUCAGUUGGGCAGCUUGGUGAAAUUAUGUGCUGACUGGUUGGGUUUAUCCGCACCUUAGUUUAUGUGCUGGACUGAUCCUUUUUCUGCAUGUUGAAGAGAAAGUACUGCAUGCAGUGGUUUGGUUUAUGGCUUUCCCCCCUUUUGCUUUUGGCAGGGAUGGGUGAAUCUUUAGGGCUUGCGGGGUGGCUUGGGGAAUAUGAUUUUUUAAAACUCAUUUAUAGUUCAUGAAAAAGGAUCUAGAUAAAUAUGGAGUACAGGGAAUAACCUCAUGUAGCAUAGGCAUGUACUUCUUCCAGCAAGGUUCUCCCCGCGCCCCCCCACCCAAAUCAAACUCAUUGCUUUGCACUAUGUGUGUUGAAAUGUCUUUGUAGGCCUGAAGGUGCACUAAACUACUGCCUGAUUCUUACCAAUAAACUUUGUUGAUUUUUUUAAAAAUUCCUUUCUACCAUUUUUUAAUGGACUGAUGGGUUCUAAAAGGUUUGCCCCAGUGGAAGUUUGCCCCAGUGAGAGUGGCCUGAAAAUGGGCUAAUGAUCAAUAAAAGUAGAGCAAAGAAGCUUUGCAGCUCUAUACACCCCGCUCCCCACACAUUCAAUGAAUGCAUAUGAGAGGUGCUGGGGGGGGGGGUGAGGCCAAAACUACUGGCCCUGCCUCUUGGGCAUGACCCCCAUUGUCUGCAUGUUUGCCUUAGUAUGAAAGGCACUUUAUAUUAAUAUAGGGAUGAUUGCCCCAGAGUUUCUGAUCACUGGGAAGAAACUUACAUGCAUACUGCUGUACAUGUGAAGGCCAUUCCACACAAAGGUUGAGCAUGCAGAUGUUAAGGGUAUGGCUAGUGAGUGUGGGCUUCCUCCUCCUCCUCACACACUGAGGGAACGUGUGAUGGGGGUUGUCUGAACACUUCUCAAUUUGCUGGCAUAUCAGAAAAUGCAAUGCUGGAAUAAUGUAUCUCUGGCACCAGUGUAAUAUCAGUUUGUGACAUUGUGCUCACAUUGUAGUUGGUAGCUGGUUCAUUUCACAUUGUUGAUAUAUGAUGUGUGAGGAAGGAUCAGGCUGUUGGUUUAAUAGACAGCUUUUUAAUUAAGGGCAACAUUUUCCAAAGCCUGGAAUUAGUUGAAGCUUCCUUAAUCUUGAUAUAGAGGCAGCCCUACUAUGAGGAAAUGUGAUGGUUUCCUCGAGCGGCACAUUCUGGGUGCCAUUAAGGACAGCAGAGCUGAGGACAGGUUUGGCCCUUGAAGUACAAUCUACUUGAAAGUUUUCCUGGACAAAUCCCAUUGAAGUGAAUGAACAGUAUACAAAAGUAUUGGUCUUGUGCAGCUUCCAUUCAUUUCAACAAGAUUCACAAAGGAGAACUUCCCUGUGGAUUAUGCCUCAUGUUAAUUAGUGUGUAUGUGUGCACAGGGCGUGGGGUGUGCAUUUAGUUUUUCUGUCUCAAGCAUAAAAAUAUCUUCGCCCUUUCUUCACAUUGUAGAAAACAACAUCUCUCAGAAAACCUAAGAGAGACUUUUUCGGGCCCUUUUCUUUACUAGGAAUACAUUACACUAGUAAAAUGCUGUUAACGUAAGACAUAUAGGUGCAGAGCCAAUAAUGUGUGCUUCAUAUAGAAGUAUAAAAGUUAAAAGUAAAUGAGGCGGAACUGUGCCACUACAAUUAAAAAAAAAAGUUUUGACUGGAAUGGAAUUCUGUUGAUUUCUUUGUAGCUCCUGUAAAAUCACUAUAUUUUAUUGUCAUGUCAACUCUUGUGAUUAUAGGUUAUCUCUGCUGACUUGUUUUCUUUUGUUUAUUUAAGGGUGUUUUAAACAUAAGAGAAUUGGGAAGGGAACGAUGGGUUUUAGUGGAGUUCCAUUCAAACUGGAUAUGGAAUUAGAUUAUUCCCACUAAAAGCUCCAUCUAUUUCUGUAAGUCUGCUUGUCGUGGUCUUCUUUACAGAAAGAGCUGUUUCUUGGACUGCCCCACUUCAAACUACAGAUAGUAGUUUAUGGUGGCUGCAUGUUUCAGACUCCCCCACAAAAGUUGCUACACAUAUGUGAGAGAGAAGUCUAGGUUGGAAUCUUUUACUCUAAUAUCUAGGCUGAGUUCUCACUGAGGUAGUACACUUGUGUCUGGGUAGUACUACUUCAUACUUCAGGAGGUGAGAACUCACAUGACUGAAUGCUCCCAAAAUUCCCAGCAAUUCCUAGUAAAUUAGCAUGUCAGGGAGAAUGAUUUUAGCUUGCUUUCCCCACAGAUAUGCUAGUUUUCUAUGGGCAGGGAAUUUUUUUGCAUGGUGGAACAUUCAGUCAUUGAGCCCCUACUUGCAGUCUGAAGCAAUGUAACCCGGACACAAGUUUACCAAUUAAGUGAGAACUAGGCUUUAAUUUUCUAUGGGCAGGGAAUUUAAAAAGAAAGAAAAAAGGGGAAGCUUUUAGCAAUGUGGUUCCUCAGUCCCCAGUCUAAAGUGGUUCAGUCCAGGGACAGUUUUAUCAUGUCAUCGGCUGUUUGUGUAGACCAGGCCUCUGUUUCAAGACUGGAAAAAUCUUGGGCACCUUGUUGCACAGGAUAUUAAAUGGCAGGACCUGAAGAAUUUCAGUAUUUCCCCAGUUAAAUGGAAGUCUGUUCCCUAAACAUUUAAUGCUGGCUUCUAGGAAUGUUAUUAUUAUUUUUAGCCCCGCCCUACCUCCUCAGCCAUUCAUAUAAAGAAACCUCUCAGCAGGUAUGUAACUGCAAAACUGAAUCCUUAUAGCUGAGCCAUACAGUCCUUAUUGAGACAGGACAUACACAGAGAGGGCAAGUGAAGCAAUGUCGAACAUGCUUCUCCUUAGGUCUUCUCUAGAGACAAUCAGACAUACCUUUAUUAGUUGAGUGUUGGUUUUUUGUUUUUGGUAAAACUAUAGCACACAUAAAAUAUGAAGCUCAACCUGCAAUUUAAUUAAAAAGGGGGCUGGGGGACAACUUGCCAAACCACAGUUCAGAUGUUAAACAGGGCAAACCCUGGAAUGUUUCAUCACAUGUAUUCCCCCCACCCCCCAUUACAUACAUUUUAUUAUCAGCUGAGAAAUGUCAGCCACAACGCUGAAAAGAAUUUAUGGUUUCAAGGUGCUUUUAACUUUAAAAUAAUGUGAGCUGAUUUUUAUUUUUUAUUUUUUUGAAAACUCAAUACUUCCUAUGUGUAAUUUCUGUGGUAAUGUUGGACUCAAUCACAGGAAACUAGUAUCAUAUUCAAAGUGAAGUUUUCCCUUACCCUUUUAGGGUCCACUUAGUCCCAUGACCAGUUAGAAUUGACACUGAUAUUGCAUUGUGGUUUUAAAAAUUAUUAUUUUAAAUUAACUUCUCAUUUCAGGUUGUUUUGACAAGACAGGUAUGGGUGACAUUCAUUUUGUUAUAUCCUGAAAUAGUCCUAGGCAUUAAUCAAAAUUAACCAAUGCCUUUAACUUAAUCAACAAAUUCCAAGGUAUUUGUAACUCUCCCUCAUGCCCCCCAUGGAUGCUGAAUGGAUGCAUCAAUAAGGCCAGUUUGGUCAGGAAAUAGAAUGCUUUGACGUUUUCAAAGAAAUGUCAUGAAUUUGAGUCUUUUAAUCCAAUUUGUUUGAAGAGGGAACCCCUCCCCUCGUUGAUAUGUGUUGAUCAGCUGUUUAUGUAUAUGAUCCCUAGUCAUACAUUAUUUACUAUUAAAAAGUCUUCCCUGUUCAGCCUCUACUGUUAUUUUAACAUAACUGAACUUUGGGCAUAUUAAUCUUUGAUCAAAUAAUUGUUUCAAUGGCAUCUAGAAUGUGAUUGGAAUAAAAUGUAUAUUUUACUUUUGUACAAAAGUAAAAAAUAAGGAUAUUUUUAUGACUAAAUUCAAAAAAGAAGAAAAUGUUAGAACUUGCUUUUUCUUUCCAAGUCAUGUAAACACUUUUUUUUCGCAGCACCUUGGUUUGGAAUUAUGUAAAUAACAGCUUUGGGUCGGAAUGUAUAUGGAUUCUUUGACAUACCUCUCAUUUUAAAGAUUCUUAAUGCUGAACGAGGUCAUGGAAUGGUUAUUCACAGAAAAGUGCACUAUCAGGGCAACAAACCAUUGAAGCUGACAUGGGUCUAUUGAUUUCCGUAAUUUGCAAAUUGCUUACACUUUGAGUCAAGUAUGUACCUCAUUGUCAUAUUACUGCUUAUUUGACUUAACCAUAGCUGAAAUAGUUUGGUUUGUCAAUUUUUAGGACAGCGAAUGUUAUGAGUUUAUAUAUAAAAAACAUAUAACAUGCAUAGUUUUCAUCUAUGCAAUUUUACUUGCUUCUGUCACUUUUAUCAUCUGUUCAUACUUGGCAUCAAUUAAAGAUAAUUUUUAAGGAUCUUA
Hemicordylus capensis (graceful crag lizard) is the source of this 10565-nucleotide messenger RNA. Its product is annotated as potassium voltage-gated channel subfamily A member 1. The transcript is spliced from 2 exons. The record is from RefSeq and is a predicted model, not a curated record. Gene Ontology annotation, biological process: potassium ion transmembrane transport; protein homooligomerization. The coding region runs from base 1977 to 3458 and encodes 493 amino acids. NCBI's taxonomy places the organism in Eukaryota, Metazoa, Chordata, Lepidosauria, Squamata, Cordylidae. Gene Ontology annotation, molecular function: delayed rectifier potassium channel activity; protein binding. Gene Ontology annotation, cellular component: juxtaparanode region of axon; membrane; paranode region of axon.